AUGGCCACGAGGCGAAGAGCGAGUGUGGUCACCUCACUUUGGAACCGCACUCAGCAGCACAACGUCUCUAUCAGCACAUCACACACAUUCCAUUCCUCUCCUUCCAAUAGAGAUUCGAUAUCCCUCCGUCACCCCGACGGUUCAUUCGAGGAUCUUGGUCGCGUCGAAGGUGACUCCAGCUAUAUCGAAACGAUAAAACGACUCUCGUCGCGCACUGCUUGCCAUCCUAGCCCCCCCCCCUACUCUUCAAUGGAAGAUAUGUGGAACGACACACCGCGACAAGCCUGGCGCUCUUUCCGUAAAAAGAUCGGUCUAGCAACAUCUCUUGACGCGCAAACCAUGAGCGCGCUAGUCAAGAAGCUCCUUUCCCUGAACAACUCCGCCUCUGUUCCAUACGUCGUAAUCAGCUACCCGGCAAUUGCGGCCCUAUACAAACAAGAUAUCAACGACAUGGCGGAGUGCUUGGGUCUUCCGAAACUAACGGGCCUUUACAGAGACCAUCCGGUGGAGAUCUAUGCCGCUUAUGUGGGACACGGGCUGGGAGUGUGCGAGCACAUUGAGGAUGGGGAUCGAUAUAAGGAGGAGGGUAAGCGACUACCGGUUCACGAAACACUGCUGGUUGAAUAUACCGAUCAGGCUGUCCUGCUGUAUACAAGGUCUUUACGGACGGCUGUGGAUGUGGAUAGGGGGUCUGAUGAUCCUCAUACAAUAGCUUCUUUUGAAUUAUGUGCUAAUUCACGGGUUGAUGAAUAUUUGUCGCGUGUCAGGGAAUUUGCUCAUCGGUUCUUGGGCUCUUGGUACUCCAAAUGGCUCAUUCCUGAUACGCUCUUGGUUAUCAUGACGGGGAUCGCGGAUGAGGCUAUAGAAGAGGCUGUUCGAGAGGCCGCGGGGAGAGUUGUACCAAAGGUCCGAGUACUUUCGUCCAAGUCUGAGUUUGUUGCAUCUAGGGGAUCUACGGAACUUACCUGGAGAGUCACUGGUAUGGAACUUUCUUGA
This is a messenger RNA of Penicillium paradoxum, 996 nucleotides long. RefSeq lists its product as uncharacterized. The transcript is spliced from 3 exons. The record is from RefSeq and is a predicted model, not a curated record. The coding region runs from base 1 to 996 and encodes 331 amino acids. NCBI's taxonomy places the organism in Eukaryota, Fungi, Ascomycota, Eurotiomycetes, Eurotiales, Aspergillaceae.